Molecule: messenger RNA, 1537 nt
Organism: Solanum stenotomum
Lineage: Eukaryota; Viridiplantae; Streptophyta; Magnoliopsida; Solanales; Solanaceae
Product: RING-H2 finger protein ATL52-like
Exons: 2
Coding region: 1-1299 (432 amino acids)
Biological process (GO): protein ubiquitination
Molecular function (GO): transferase activity
Source: RefSeq, a predicted model, not a curated record
AUGCGUUUUCUUGAAAAUUUUAAGGUAACCUUAAAGGUGUUGUGCUUAUGUUCUACCUUCUUGUUUGAUUUGAUGGCUUUUUUUAAUAGAAGGAUGUUAGAAGAACAUAUAUUUGAUAUACAAAAAAGUGCUAAAUGUUUGACUUGUAUUUGUACAAAUGAUUGUGGAGGUGAUGAUAUAUCUGUUCCUAGUGAUGGUCCAUUUUUACCCCCUCCUCCUCCUCCUCUCCCUAAUGUGACAAGUGAAAAAUAUCAUAUGCCUUUUUAUUUUAUCAUAAUGCUUUGUAUGUUUGGGGCUUUUUUUAUGUUCAUAUGUUAUAUGAUUAUACUUAAGAGGAAUAGGUCAAAUUCAAGAUCAAUUAGGAGAAAUAAUGUUUCACAAUUUGAUGAAACUAGAGAGGAUUUUGUUAUAGAUGAGAAUUUGGGCCCAAUUUUGGAUCAUCCGAUUUGGUAUAUUCGCACCGUGGGACUUGGACAAGAUGUUAUUGAUUCGAUUUCGGUGUUUAAGUAUAAAAAAGAUGAGUUUUUGAUUGAUGGGAGUGAUUGUUCUGUUUGUUUGACUGAAUUUGAGGAGGAUGAGAGUUUAAGGUUGUUGCCUAAGUGUAGUCAUGCUUUUCAUAUUCCUUGUAUUGAUACUUGGUUAAGGUCACACAAGAAUUGCCCCUUGUGUCGUGCUCCUAUUGUAUCCGAUAUGGAUAAUUCCCCUCGAAUGGAUCAUGUUGUGGAAGUUGUAUCGAUUACUAGUGUAGGUGAUGAUGGCUCUAGUACGAAUGAUGUUGAUCAAGACGAUGAUCUUGAAUUGGAUGGAGAGGGGAAUAAUCAAGAAAUGAGGUGUGGAGUAGUAGAAAAUCUUGAUGAGGAGGAGGAAGGGAGAUCAACGAUGGACUUAUCGAUGAAAAAUGCACGAGUUAAUCUUGAUGGAAGGAGGAAAAGGGGUCGUGUUUUUAGUGAUUUGGUUGAUCAACAUAGAGUGAAGGAGAUCAUCAACAAUGAACUACAACCAGCACGAAGAUCGGUCUCAAUGGAUUCCUCUGUUGCUCAAGUGAUUCACCUCAUGAUGAACGAGAUGAAUGAGAUGAACGAGUUGAAUGAGAUGAAUUCGAGGAAAAUUGAUCAAGGGUGUUCGAGUAAUUCAAAGAGAGGAGAUAGAAAUUCAAGUUUGUAUAAAGCAAUGAAGAGUUCUUCCUUUGGACGUUCAUUGCAAAAAGUUCCUAUUAGUAUGAAGAGGUCUUUUUCUACUAGUGGAAAGUGUUCAUUGCCUACAACUAGCAAGAUUCAAGAUCCAAGACAAACAAUGUAAGAACAUUUCACUUUAGUUCUUGAAUACUUCAAGUUGGGUUCAAGAUUUUCCUAUAUAUAUAUAUAUAUAUAUAUGAACAAUAUAUGAAAAUAUAAAGUGUAAAAGUAAUGUUCCACAUAGAGGACUUGGAAACAAAUGAAUUUUACAUAUUCCCUCUUCUUAAAGAGAUAUUUGAGUUUAUUAUUAGGUUAAUGUUGUGAUGAAUAAUACAGCAAGAGACAAGAGCAAGUUCAUUUCA